UCCCCUUCUCUAGGGGAUGGGCCCCCGCCUCUGCGCCUCUGCAGAAGAGGGGCUGGAGUUGGGGAGAGGAGGGUCAAGGCCGGGGAGCAUUGAAACCUGAGCUAACCGGCUGCGGGAAGGCUAACAGCGGAAGGCAGGCCUCUCUCCUGAGCUCACAGCUCUGGGAGGGCCUCCUAGGGAGGUGGUAGCGCCCCCGGGGCUACUCCCUCCUUUUAUCUCCUCUGGUCAUAUUUCAGAUCUGCUUUUCUUCGAGCCAGUUCCAGCAGUUGGUGUGACAACAACGCCUCCAGGACUAUGAGUGUGGGCUUCGUUGGGGCAGGCCAGUUGGCUUUUGCCCUUGCCAGGGGCUUCACUGCAGCAGGCAUCCUGGCUUCCCACAAGAUAAUGGCUAGCACUCCUGAUAUGGACCUGCCCACAGUUUCUGCACUCAGGAAGAUGGGUGUGAAGCUGACCCCCCACAACAAGGAAACAGUGCAGCACAGUGAUGUGCUCUUCCUAGCUGUCAAACCUCACAUUAUUCCCUUCAUCCUCGAUGAGAUUGGGUCUGAUAUCAAGGACAGACACAUCGUGGUCUCCUGUGCUGCUGGUGUCACUAUCAGCUCCAUUGAGAAGAAACUGACAGCAUUCCAGCCAGCCCCCAAAGUCAUCCGAUGUAUGACCAACACCCCUGUAGUAGUCCGGGAAGGAGCCACAGUAUAUGCCACUGGUACCCAUGCCCUGGUGGAGGAUGGGAAACUCCUGGAACAGCUAAUGAGCAGUGUGGGCUUCUGCACAGAAGUGGAAGAAGACCUGAUAGAUGCUGUCACGGGACUCAGUGGCAGUGGCCCUGCCUAUGCAUUUAUGGCCUUGGAUGCACUAGCAGAUGGUGGGGUGAAGAUGGGCCUCCCAAGGAGACUGGCAGUCCGCCUGGGUGCACAGGCCUUACUGGGAGCUGCUAAGAUGCUCCUGGACUCCGAACAGCACCCCGGACAGCUCAAGGACAAUGUUUGCUCCCCUGGGGGAGCCACCAUUCAUGCUUUGCACUUCUUGGAAAGUGGUGGUUUUAGAUCCUUACUCAUCAACGCCGUUGAGGCCUCCUGCAUCCGGACCAGGGAGCUGCAGUUCAUGGCUGACCAAGAGAAGAUCUCCCCAGCUGCCAUCAAGAAAACCGUCCUGGAUAAGGUGAAGCUGGAGUCACCUUCUGUUUCUACACACUCACCUUCCUACAGAGUCAAGCUGUUUAAUCGCACCCAGGCCCCUGGGGGAAAGAAAGAUUGAGAUGGGUUGGUCUAGUCUGUUACCUGCAACCCUUCCCUGCCCGCCUGGUACUCACUCUCUUUGGGCUCCUCGUCACUUCUAGUCCCUUGUAACUCAGGGAGAGGUGUCUCUGUAGCAGUCAUAUCCCCGCAUAAGGAAACUACUGUUAAAUGUCUUUAUAUCAGUGUAGAGAUGGGCCUAAGUGCAUUGAUUUAACCAGAUUUAAAGUAAUCUUUUCUCUCGUAUGAUGAAAGACAGAAAAGCUAGGAGUAGCUUUCAGUGGCAGUGCCAGUGAAGAAACCCUGUAACCACUUGAAUUUGAAUGAAAGGUGUCAGAUUGCA
Molecule: messenger RNA, 1578 nt
Organism: Dromiciops gliroides (monito del monte)
Lineage: Eukaryota; Metazoa; Chordata; Mammalia; Microbiotheria; Microbiotheriidae
Gene: PYCR2
Product: pyrroline-5-carboxylate reductase 2
Exons: 7
Coding region: 295-1257 (320 amino acids)
Biological process (GO): L-proline biosynthetic process
Molecular function (GO): pyrroline-5-carboxylate reductase activity
Source: RefSeq, a predicted model, not a curated record